Messenger RNA from Heterocephalus glaber (naked mole-rat), 2423 nucleotides. The record is from RefSeq and is a predicted model, not a curated record. Lineage: Eukaryota; Metazoa; Chordata; Mammalia; Rodentia; Bathyergidae.
GUUCAGUGUAUAAAAGAUCCGGAAAAAAUGAACUUGCACUCUCAGUCUCUCUGGGAGCCCUCCCGAGUCUAUCUCUGUGUCUUUCUUUUUCUUCAUCCUCACUCCCCCAUUCAGGUGCUGUUUGACAAGUGAUGGCGGGCUCCGUCAUGGGUGGUGCCCGAACAGGGACCUGAAUACGGGGGACCAAAGUGAAGGACACCGUGGACUGUGAGCUCAGAUAAGUAAUUCAAGGGCGGACGCUGAAGGUGCCAGGUGGCUGCCUGAAAGAUUGGUCCAUUUUGUGGGAAAUUCUCCUGCCCUCAGGAUGAUCCCGACAACUGUCCUGCUGAUAAAUAUGAUGAUGAUGCUUAAUGGGGAAGUUUAUUGGACUUAUGUACCUGAUCCACCUGUUGUGCAUCCAAUGAGCUGGAAAAGUGGAGAAGUAAUGGUAUGGGUGAACAAUACCAGGCUGUUGGAUGAGCCGGCGGCCCCUGACAAGAACAAGGCCUGAUAGGUUAAACUAUAUGGGAUCAGGAACUGGAACCCCCAUAUGUUUUUCCAAAAGCAACAAGACUGGUUGUAUAAGACUGAGUGCUCACACCCUGACAGGAAAGCAGGUAGAUCAAUGCAAAGGCAGGAUCACCGGAGUCCGUCUACAUCUACCUGUGGGUAUGGAGACCACUGGUGUAGUGCCUCAGACUUUUCCACCUUGUGGGAGGAGAGAAUGCUCCAAUAAGACUAUUCCAUGGAAGAGAUGUGCGGCGGAUGCCCCUGUGAGAUAUAAUAUUACUGGAUUUGAUACUUAUGUUUUGGAUUGGUCUGAAUCUCGGGAUCAUGCCUCUACUCCAAUGUAUAAUUCUCCCUGUCCUAGUCCCCCAUCAUUCAGUGAAAUGGUGUUUUCUGCAGGGUUAUGGUGGAGUGACAAAGGAUAUGCUCAAACAUAUAUUUGGAAAUUGGCUGCAGCUUUGGAUGAGGUUAAGGCCCAACCCGAAAAUUCUCAUCAUCCCAAAGGAAAUGUCACUGCAUGUGUUAUGUGCUCUUAUGUGUUGCUCAAAGGAAAUGUUACUAUUGUAAAGGGUAAUGAUUAUUAUAAUGUUACUUGCAUUAAUUGUCAAAUAAGAAAUUGUAUCACCCGGACAGAAAAUCAGGUGAUGGUUUUGCAGCAGCCAGCAUUUGUUAUGAUGCCAGUUAAUGUUAUGGAGGCAUGGUAUGCAGAUCAGGGAUUACAGGUGUUUGAAGAAAUUAAUAAGGCUCUAAGUAGACAAAAAAAGAGUAGUAGGGUUAAUUAUUGCUGGAGUAAUUGCACUUAUAUCCCUUAUAGCCACUGCCGUUACCACCGCCAUUGCCCUCUCUCAAUCUAUACUAAAUGCACAUUAUGUUAAUGAGCUGUCAAAAAAUGUUACUAUGGCAUUAAAAACACAGGAGGAUAUAGAUCUUAGAACAAAAGUUAGAUGCCUUAUAUUCUAUUGUUACUUAUUUCGGGAAUGAAAUACAAGGACUUAAAAUUAGAAGUAGGCUGAAAUGUCAUGCUGAUUAUCAAUGGAUUUGUGUUACUAGUAAAAUAUAUAAUGAUACAGGUUAUGAGUGGGAUAGGAUUAGGAAACAUCUGCAAGGGGUCUGGCACAGUGCGAAUGUGUCCUUGGAUUUAAUACAGCUUCAUAAGGAAAUUAUGGAUCUCCAAAAUGUAUAGCUCCUAAAAUUUGAUGCAGCCCAGGCUGCACAGGAUUUUAUUGAACAAAUUAGAAAAGUUCUGCCAUCUGCAUCUUCAUUUACAUGGCUACUCAUUUCUGUAGUAAUCAUUGGAGGAGGGUUACUUCUUGGAUGCAUGAUCCUUCCAGUGCUACUGCGGGUGUUUGUGCAUUCUUUAAUGAGGACGGCUGGAAGUAUCCAUGGUCUACAAUUAUAUGCUGCACCGCCUAGGCCCAUGGUGUAAUCCCCUGCAGAGGCUGGUAGUCAAUGACGGGUAAGAGAAGUACAGGAAAUCACCAACCUAAGACAGAGAAAGAGUACUGUGACACUCUUGACUCCAUGACGGGUAAGGGAUUUCUUUGUAUUCCUCGCCUAAGACAUGCACAGUCUAUCUGCAUGAUCAAGGGAACUUGACAUAUAAAAAAGGGGGAGAUGUGGAAGGCAGUGUUAGCUAUGAAGAUUCCAUUUUAACUUUGCCCUCCACCGUAAAGGACAAGAUAUACUCUGUCCCUGCCAAGCCAAAUGCUUAUCUUUAAAGAUUGUCCUGUUCCAUGAUGAAUGUUCUUUUACCCAGAGAUAUAAAGAACUAAAAGAACAGGGAAAUUCUAGAGAAUUGGUAAAUUCCUAAGAAAAGAGAAGUGGGCGUUUCUGUGUCAAGGCCAGGACUAAAAAUAGCCACAGCCUAUUCAGUGUAUAAAAGAUCCAGAAAAAAUAAACUUGUGCUCUCAGUCUCUCUGGGAGCCCUCCUGACUCUA